CGCACGUAGCACCACAGGACGCGGACCUCUCCCACCCGUGGUUCGAUUUCACAGACUCAGCGUUUACUCCGCAGAUUUGGUCCAAACACGAGGAUUUUAAUAUAUUUUUCUGACAUUUUUUGACGGUAUUAACUGAGUGAUAUUGUUUGUUCAGAUGGACUUUUCGGGAGCGCAGGUUUGGAGAGGUCUACGUGACUGCGGGACACGCUCCACGGACACGUAACUUCUGCAGCCGAAGCUUUGUUUAAAACUCGAUAUUUCUAAAGACAGUCGAAGUUUAGCGCGAAGACUGUUUAUUUGCGCUGUUUUCUUUGAGUUUGCACAAUUUUUUGCACAGUUACAGCAGUGUUUUAUUGCAAAUGUAUGGACACGUUUUAGUCUGAAUUUAGUUUUUUAAAGUUUUUGAAUUGCACUUGUUGAAAUCACCUAAUAGCUCACAUCUGGAGAACAAACUUUCUUUUUCAUGACAUUUUUCCUCUUUAAAAAGACCAACAUUCCAUAUUUUGACGUUUUAGGUUCAGAUUCAAACCUUAUAAACGUCCAGUGUUGAACUUUUUCACCUGCACUUUUCCCAAACAGUAAUUUUUUUUACACCAACUAAAGAUUUCUAAGUAGUUGGAAACCGCUUUUUAACUUUUGACUUUUUUAAACACCGUAAAUUUAAGUAAAAACAGAUUUUUGGUGACAUUUUUGGUUGCGACCGACUGAACGAAACUGAAGUUCAAGUGUCGUCUCAAAAUCUGCCACGACGUCGGCCAUCUUGGAUUCCCGGUCCAAAUCCAGACGGCGCAGAGACCUGGUCCGAAGCCGUAGGACCCUCUGCAAACCCCUCCCACUUCUCUGCAAACCCCUCCCACUCCUCCGCAAACCCCUCCCACUCCUCUGCAAGCCCCUCCCACUCUCCAAACCCCUCCCUCCCUCUGCGACAGACCCUAAAAUGCCGUUAGCCGAACCCGUUAGCGACGUGGACAUCGAGCGAAUCGUGGCGCAGCGUGUCGUGCCCGCCCUCUCGGCUCAGGGUUUCUGCUGGUUGGACGGCGUGCUGGGUGAUGUCACAGGAGGGGCGGUGCUCGAGCAGGUGAGGAGGAUGCACCUGUCCGGAGCUCUGAAGGGGGGACAGUUGAUGCGUGCGGCCCCGGGAGUGAAGAGGAGCGCGGUCAGAGGAGACAGGAUCGCGUGGGUGUGUGGAGCCGAGCGAGGGUGUGACGCCAUAAACGCCCUGCUCGUGGUCAUCGACAAACUGGUGAUGAGCGCCGCGCGGACACUCGACCGACCAAUCAGCCAUCGCUCUAAGGCCAUGGUGGCGUGUUAUCCAGGGGGAGGAGCUGGUUACGUGAAACAUGUGGACAAUCCCAACAGUGACGGACGCUGCCUCACCUGCAUCUACUACCUCAACAAGGACUGGAACACAAAGGAGCACGGUGGACUGUUGAGGAUAUUUCCUGAGGGCAAACCUUAUGUGUGCGACAUCGAGCCUCUGUUUGACCGACUUCUGCUCUUCUGGUCAGACCGAAGGAACCCUCACGAAGUCCAACCCUCCUACGCGACCAGAUACGCCAUCACUGCUUGGUAUUUCGACUCAGAGGAACGAGCCGAAGCCAAGAGACGCUGCAGAGAGAGGAGCGAUUCAGAAAACAGUAAUUCGAGCGAGUGAGAUCAUCACAAGUGACAUCAUCACCUGGGUCGAAGGUCAGAGGUGACGAGUGAAACGUUUACAUGUAAACAGUGUUAUACCACAGUGACCACAGGGGGGCGCUACUGGACCUGAGCAAACUCACUUUUUCUUUGGAGCCAAAGGACAAACACGGACAGUUUCAUGAGACAGAAGACAAACUGAAGUCUGAAUUUUAUGAACAUUAUAAUCUAGACUAAGAGAAUAAAGAUGAGCUGUUUUUAAAGAGGAGGUAUUUUACUUCUGUGGAGCGUCACAGAGGGUUUAGACGCUCUGAGUUUCUCCUCCCUUUGCUCCUGCGCUGCCCUGACGUAUUAAACCUCUGCAGACAUGUUUUUGAUGAGGGAAUGAUGUUAGAACAUGGGACAAAGCUGAUUUUGCAUAAUACCCCCUCUUUAAAGACAUUUAUUAUUUUAGUGUCACUUUGUUUACCAAUUGUU
Messenger RNA from Periophthalmus magnuspinnatus, 2112 nucleotides. It is a transcript of the gene egln3, whose product is annotated as egl-9 family hypoxia-inducible factor 3. The coding region runs from base 938 to 1654 and encodes 238 amino acids. Gene Ontology annotation, cellular component: nucleus; cytoplasm. Gene Ontology annotation, molecular function: ferrous iron binding; L-ascorbic acid binding; peptidyl-proline 4-dioxygenase activity. Lineage: Eukaryota; Metazoa; Chordata; Actinopteri; Gobiiformes; Gobiidae. The record is from RefSeq and is a predicted model, not a curated record. Gene Ontology annotation, biological process: peptidyl-proline hydroxylation to 4-hydroxy-L-proline; cellular response to hypoxia. The transcript is spliced from 5 exons.